AUGUAGAAUAUUWUUUGGGUUUYGUCUCGAUUURAAGAGCGCCUGUGUAGUAAUGUACCAAACAUAUUGUAARUAGUGGUCGACUGAAGUAUGCACAUCGGUGUAUCGGUGGCUUAUUCAGUGUAAAAAGACCCUGUAUAUCAGCUAGCAAUACCAGAACUCCAGGUUAAUGAAAGUAAUUCAACAAUGGAAGUAUUUACUAGCGAAGAUGCCAAGAAUAUAUUGUGGAAGAGGUUUGUUGUGGUCAUUGGAGACUCUGUCCAGCGUUGUGUGUAUAAAGACCUUGUAUGCCUUCUUCAGCCAAACAACAACAAUACUGGCUAUCUGUCACAGAAAGAACUAAAAGCCAAGGGUGAACUAGUAUUCUUGGGUGAUAAGCUUCUUGAAGGUGGUGAGUUAAGUGAUGUUAAAACAGGAAUUAARUACCGUGAAGUAAGGCAGUAUGACACUGGUACCACACUCCUUAAAUUCUAUUUUGUAACUCGAUGUUACUCUGAACACGUCGAGUCUGUUCUCAAUGAAGUAAAGACCAUCCAACCACAUGUCAUYAUWAUGAACUCAUGCUUGUGGGACCUUCAUCGAUAUGGUCCCCGCGGACCAGAGACAUAUAGAAGUAAUAUGAAUAAGCUAGUAGAAGCUGUAAAGAAAGUCAUACCCAAAGAUGGUGUAUUUAUAUGGAAUGCAACAAUGCCACUUGGUCCAAAGUGUAAAGGGGGAUUCCUUUUGCCAUACUAUGAGAACAUUCCAUCACAAGAGAUUCUAGAAGCUAAUUUUGUUGCCAGUGAAGCUGUCAGAUUAUCCAAUUUCAUAUWUCUAAACCUACAUUCAACAUUUAGCAACCAGUUGCACUUACGGGCUCUUGACGGCAUACAUUGGAAUAGUAUCGCACAUAGAAGAAUAUCAAACCUAAUACUACAUCAGUUAUGUCGAGUUUGGAACCAUCCAGUGCCUAGUAGAUUACUAAUGGAGCCCCUUCUACCACCAACUCCUCCCUUUGGAGAAAGGCCAUUGAGCAGAUCGUUCUCUUUUGAUUCAAAUCUAGAGAGAUAUAGCCCUAAAGUCUACCCUUAUAGUUGUCCUGUCAGUGACAGAAGAUAUGUUGUUGAAAGGACAUUAGAAGAGGAAAAUGCUAGUAAUUAUAGGGAUAGGUUUAGAUUGAUAAGUACCCCUGUUUCCACUUCUAGAAUUAGUUCAUCUUUCAAUAGUCCAAACUGCUCAGGCUUUGAUCCAAAGAAGGGGGAAACCUGCUCUGCCCCACUGCUCUCAAGCUCUCCAGUUGAGUCCUCUUCAAAGACACAUCUUAGUGAUGUUUCUGGAGCUUCCACAUCUCAGACUCAGCUCUCUACAUCUGUGGUACAAGAGCCAACAUCUCUGGCUGGAACUUCGCCAUGUUUUGUUGAAAUCAAAACAGUACUGUUAACUGAAGACAAACCAUUGCCACAUGAAGAGAAACCUUUAGAGAAACCAUUACAUCUUGAUGGAAAGUGCUUGAUGCCAGACAUGAAAUCAGUCCUGUUGGGAGACACACCUUCAUCAUAUGAYGUUAAACAUUCUGAGAAGCAGUCACAUAUGAAUCCAUCUGUGACAAGAGGACUGCUAGGAGACAAGCCUUCUAUUCUUGGAGACAGGCCUUCACCAUUUKCAGAUAAACCYGUAGCUUUUGGAGAGAAAUGUCAAUURUCUUAUGAGGACCAAGAAGAUGAACCAUUAAUAGCCAAAUCUGAACAACUUGAAUUGAAACCUUUGUUACUUGAAGAAAAGCCUUCAGUAUCUGAAGAAAAACACCCAGUUGUACAAGCASUAAACAAAGAGAACAAUUCUGCAAACAUUGAAGAGAAACCAUUAACUAUUCAUCAAGAAGUAGUUGAAGAGAGGAAAACUACAACAAGGGAAGAGAAAAUAUUCAUUGAACAAGAAUUAGUUGAAGACAAACCUACAGAAACCAAAGAGAAUUCAACAGUUAUUAAAGAAGAUAUAAUUACUGAGAAGAAACCUUUGCCUUUUGAAGAUGGAUUAGCCAUUGUGUCCUCUCUAUAUGAAGACAAAYCACCACUGGUUAAAGAAAAACUCUCAUUGUCUGGAGAAGARCAUUUGUGUCAUGUUGARGACAAACCAUUAGCAACAGAAAACAAAUCCAUCGAAGAGAAUCAAGUCUCUUGUGGAGGAAACCUUACUCCAGUGAAAAACAUUACUAACAAGAAUAACAUUCCAACUGUUAACAUCACAUCUCCUCCGUCUGCAACCAUACCCAAUGGAAUGGAGGCUUAUCCUACUGGGAAUACACCUCCUGAUAUGGCAUCAAACACUCCCCAAACAGUAUCACUUUCCAUGGAAGAAGCAUGCCAUGUAACAAGUGAAGAUGAUGACAUUGCAGARGAGCACCUCAGACAGAUGCUGUUAGUUUCACAGCAAGUAAAUCGUGAACUCAAAAAAUCACAAAGGAUUAAGAAUGAAAGAGUUAUGACAGCCACAUGUUCUGGCAAAAGCCUCAAUCAAACAGAAACUGUUGACACAUUAAACUGUUCAAAGAGUAACRUACAAUACAUGUCUACCUCAGUGAAAACAGUAAAGGAAAAUGAUAAGGGAACCAGUGCAAACAAACAGGAUGACAGCAAACUGAAGCAUACUAGUACUGACAGCUGUGAAAUUGCAAAGAAAAUUACCACAUCUAAAGAAAAUGGAGAUGAUAAAUCUGGUAAAAUUCAAAACUCUGGCAAUAAGAACACUGUCAAAAACARCAUGAAAGAUAUCUCAAGGAGUAAUGAUCGUAAUACUAGUAGAGGCAUAAAGCGUAAAGUGACAAUCAUGCCAGAWUCUUCACCCAGAAAUAAACASAGAAAGGMRGAAGACAAAAGGGUUUUCUUGUCAAAAUGUAAAAUUCAAUGUCCUUCAACCAGUGAYGUGCCRCUGGCAGCUCAAGCAACACCAUUAAGUAAAAAUCGAAAACGCAAGGCUUCAGAUWGUUCUUCUCAAAGUAAGYGUGCUAAACAUGAAGAACAGGAGCAUGGYUUGACCCGGAAAGUCAUUAUCAAGUCUAGUGUAUCUAACACUAUUACAACACAGAGCAAUACAGAUUCAUUACCUGAUAGAAGCAAGUCAUCACCUAAUCAAUUAUCAACUCAUAAAAGACUGCUAUCAUCAAAGAGAAAUGAAGGUUCACACAUUACUCAGAAUGCAGCCUUUACUGUACCUAAAGUUCCACAAAAUUCAAGGAGCAAAUCAAAACAUCAACGUUCAAAUUCCAUGUCAAUACCUGUUGUAUCACACCUUCAACAACAAUAUCCAAUGAGUAACUCUAUCUGGACUGGAACUYUUGGCGGACAUGCAAUUAAUCCAUUGACUCCGAUAGCAAGGGGAAUUAAUAGUAGUUCAAUGACACCAAUAGCRAGGGGAAUUAAUAGUAGUYCAAUKACACCAAUAGCAAGGGGAAUUAAUAGUAGUUCAAUGACACCAAUAGCGAGGGGAAUUAAUAGUAGUUCAAUGACACAGCAACAAAUUGCACAACAGCAGUUAAUGUUUAACAUGGCCCUUCAUCGCAGAAGCUCCUUCCCUCCUGUUAACCCCUAUGUGAACCAAUGGGGCAUGUAUAGAGGCUAUCAGCAUGGUAACCAAAGGUAUUAAAUGUAUUGCUAUAVUAACAACAAUCUGAUUGGACAAAAAGCAUGUUUACUUAUUGUUGGCAUAGCAAUCAUAUCAGCAUGGUAGCCAAAGGUAUUAAAUGUAUUGCUAUAAUAACAACAAUCUGAUUGGACAAAAAGCAUGUUUACUUAUUGUUGGCAUAGCAAUCCUGUAUGCAGCUGUUUGAUUGGAUAAGUGCUUCCAGGCACAGAAAUAGGGAUCUGCAUACUGAUUGGUCAUGCAUUGUUUGCAAGAGUGUUUCCAUAGUAACAUUGGGAUCCUAACACUGACUGGACAAGUGUUAUUUGGAAAUGAAAGUUACAAAUGUUCUUGAACCUCAUCAAAAAGAACAUUUAUUGUGAAAGAAAACAUUUUAUAAUAAGAAUUAGUAUCAAUAUUAAAAUACAUUUAUGUUUGUUGCCAUUUUCURCAUGAGACUAUUUUUCGGAUUAAUAUCUACAAGAAUUUAAUAUUACAAGAAUGAUUAUUUCAAUUAUUUUUAAAGAUAAUGUUGAAUUGAUUUUGGUAAGGCAUGAUUGAAGCAAUUGCACAUUUAUUGAAGCAAGAUUUGUGUUUUUUAAGUGUAUUUGACUUACAAAUCAUAUUUUCCGAUCUGACUGACAAUGAAAUAGUUUUGGAAUAUAUUAUCCUUUCAUGAUAAAAUGAAAAAAUAUUGUUAACGUUAUCGGGUUUUUGAUGUUAUUUGUUUCAUAAAAACCCAUUAAAAGGUAGUUUAUGAGAAACUAGAGAACUUUAGUAUUGUGAUAUUUAUGUAGUUAUCUGUAUAUUAAAGUUUAUGAAUUAAACGACUAUUGGUUUUACAUUGUCGUCGAUCUGGGACCUCGAUAAUCUGCGCUGAUAAUACAGAAUACAGGCACGUACUGUGUUUCCUAUUACUYGGCUUAUUUAUAUGCAACGUUUUGGUUACAGCACUCUCACAUUCAGUUCUACGACUCGUCAUUACUUAUUGCGAAUGCUCYGAUGUGAUUUCUGAGCCCAYAUUUUCGCCAUUUUCGAAUUGAGAUACAGUUCUUUCUUAAAAUAUUGACAACGUUGCUUUAAUUUGCUGUAUAAUAUCGUAGUGUAAUAUAGAUAAGUAAAGUUGUCUUCCAUAGGGCAUUGCCACUUUUCUAUUAAAAAAAAUAAUUAAAUAAUAUAAUACUACGCAUUACUUCCAGCCGUACCGCCUUCUGUGUUGUAAUCAAAUKGUGAGAGYCAUUAUAACAGAUAAGGGCUCAACGACUUUAGUUUUUUUACGUCAGACGUAAUGGACAUGACGUUCACUUAUAGUUUACGUAUAUUAGUGCGGUCUAGUGUAGUAAGGAAGUUUUAAGAUUGCUCAAAUCUAGGAUAUUAUAAUUAGACGAAAAGAAAAGCGAGAUGAGACAUACAAGUCGAAAAACAGAGUUCUGCUAGAUUUUGAAAGAGUGAAAAAACGAAAUUAAAGAAAAGAGAAAAAAGGAAAGGAAGAAAAGAAAACUGGACAAAACACAAAAAGUAUCAAAGAGAUGAAGCAUACAUUGUUUAAAAAAAAGAUUUCUGGAAGUAUCGAGAAGAAAGCAAAGAAAACAUUAAAAUCGCCUCUGAGGUCUUUGAGAAAUUAUAAAUACAAUCUAUGAAAUAUACGUAUUUKAGAUAAAAGAAUGUUAUCUUUGUAUCCGAUCAAAGACAAAAGUGAAAACUGUUUUUGACAAAAAAUCCUUGUUARCGGAAAAUUAUUAGUCCUUGAUGAUAAGAGAAAGAUAUAUAAACUAAGGAACAACUAGUUAGGGAAUGACUUAAUUCAUAACAUAAAAYAAUAGGGAUAAGACAGCUGUCGCACGCACGCYYUUGACCGCAAUCAUCCACAGCUCGAGAUAAAGGCAAUUGUAUUGAUAAACUAGCCAAUAGCAAGACAACGCCCACACGUUGUUAAAUACUCCAUCAUAAACAGAUGAAAAUGCAAAUAUUGUUGACACGAAACCACGCUGACAUCGCACAGCGGUCUUGCCGUCAYAACAAUAACUGGCCAAUCGUAGAUAUGCUCACCUCGUGCUCAUAUUGUACGACGUUUUCAAGGGAGGCAAAACAAAAACUUAAUAGGUUGGUAUGGACAUCCACGCGUGAUGUGCUUCACAACAAUCUGGUGAGCGCACGUAUCGUGUUGGCUACUAAAGGCCAAAGUAUCGGAUAAAAAAUUUCUGAAGCCCGAGUAUCGCCUAUAAAUACACCGAUUCGAGCAGCAUCAAUUCUUGUAGCAACUGACUUUAAAACAAAGACCCAAUGACAGCGAUAAUGUGCGAGAAGUCUUACGCAACCAAACCGGUUGAUCUGGUUAACUUACCAGUCGAACCAACAAGCCCAAUACUACGGUCAAAGUAUUACCCAAGGAUAUCCAAACAAGUAACGCCGCGAUCUAAACCUGUUGAAUCAAACCUGAAAAAACCGGUUUUAUCAAAGCGCAACAACCCUUUUAACCUCUCUUGUUCCCAUGUGAACAUGAAAACCAAGGACUCAACGACGAACCCUCGUCUCGAGGUCAAAACUACACUACCGCCCACCACAGGAAGACCGCGAAAAAUGUUAUCGGCCAAYUUCCCGAGCACUGUAGAAACGAUACCUUUGAGAAACAAAAUGACUUUGAUGAAAUCGUCUUUAUCGCGUUCUUCUCUAUACAAGACACCUGAUUGUCCAUCAGCAUGGUCGAGGCAGRUCGGCACCAAUAAACCGACCACGCCCAGGGUGUAUGGGGACUGCUAUGAUAGCGUUGAUGUUAUGGAAUCAAAAACCASUACUGACUACAAGACACAGAAUACUAAUAUGGGAUAUAGAGAGAAGUGUUUACAAUGGCUUCUUACUCUCCCUGACUAGUUUUCGAUAACAAUUAWGUGCCGUGCUAUGGUAAUUUCAUUAAAUCCUAAGCAGUCAAAUCGCUCGCUCCCGAAUUUUACUAAUAUGACUGUAUGCCAAUAAUUAAUGAUGAUGUCAAAUAUUGACAAGAACAUUAGACAAUUUUUUUCUCUAGAGUGCUUUUAGUAAAAACGUGAAACUAUUUUGUUCUACUUUAUAGUGCUAAUUUCUUURUUUCGUGUUCAACUAGCACAAUUUUGUAAUUAGUUUUUCACGCUUUUACUCCAAGCCAGUCAACUCUAGCAGUUUUGACAUAAAUACCAAAUGAUAAAUCCAAAUUUAGCGUACAUAUGUAUAAAACAGCGUUUUGUUUAUAUAACGACACUUUACAAGUCGAGACAGCAGAAAAGGAAUAUAAUCUUCCUGUGACAUAAACUGUACACUGUUAUAUUUACUGAAUUAAACAUUCAAAUUCUAGUUUGAAA
Messenger RNA from Exaiptasia diaphana, 6932 nucleotides. RefSeq lists its product as uncharacterized. The record is from RefSeq and is a predicted model, not a curated record. The transcript has 5 exons. Lineage: Eukaryota; Metazoa; Cnidaria; Anthozoa; Actiniaria; Aiptasiidae. The coding region runs from base 187 to 3621 and encodes 1144 amino acids.